Molecule: messenger RNA, 3012 nt
Organism: Lepus europaeus (European hare)
Lineage: Eukaryota; Metazoa; Chordata; Mammalia; Lagomorpha; Leporidae
Gene: ANKMY1
Product: ankyrin repeat and MYND domain containing 1
Exons: 17
Coding region: 49-3012 (987 amino acids)
Molecular function (GO): protein binding
Source: RefSeq, a predicted model, not a curated record
CCCCGCGCUCGGUCGCUGCAGUCCGACCGACAGGCGAGGGAAGCCCCCAUGGGCCCCGAGGAGCAGGAGGAGGAGCAGGAGGAGGGAGCGGAGGGCUCGGAGGGCUGCCUGGAGGAGGGCGAGCAACGCUGGCAGGACGGCUGCUUGUACCGGGGGCAGUUUGGGCUGAACACGAAGCUGGGAUUCGGCGAGUUCUCCUGGCCCACGGGCGAGUCCUACCGCGGGCAGUUUUACCGGGACCACUGCCACGGCCUGGGCACCUACGUGUGGCCGGAUGGCUCCAGUUUCACAGGCACGUUCUACCUCAGCUGCCGGGAAGGCUACGGCACCAUGUACAUGAAGACAAGGGUCUUCCAGGGGCUGUACAGGGCGGACGAGCGGUUUGGGCCAGGCGUGGAGACCUACCCCGACGGCAGCCAGGACGUCGGGCUGUGGUUCCGCGAGCACCUCAUCAAGCUGUGCACAGAGACACCCAGCGGCUUCUCCCUGCUCCACCACCCCGAGCUCGCCCGCUUCUCCGAGCAGUCUAGGGCGAGACUCAGCCUCUCGGAGGAGGGCAGGGCGGAGUGGGGCCCGCAGCAGGCGCAGGACCCCUUUCUCUACGAGUACAAGCGGUUUCUUCUGCACGAGGAGCUGACGCUGCCGCCCGACAUGUACAUCUACUCCACCGACCACUGCCACCUGCCCAUGACGAGCGCCUUCCGCAGAGAGCUGGACGCCCAGAUCUUCCUGGACGACAUCCCCCUGUAUGUGGAGGAUGAGGAACCCUGGCUCAUAGCAAAUGAGACCCCUUUGUUGGUCAAAAUCCAGAAGCAAGCCUACAAGUUCAGGAACAAGAAAGCUCACAGCAGCUGGAACAUGGGCGCCAUCCUGGAGGGGAACCGUGAGGGCUUUGCACACUGCGGGCCCAAGGAGCAGCUUUCCCGGGAGAUGAUCCUAAAGGCCGAGGAAGGGGACCACGACUGGAUUGCCGGGAUCCUGAAGGACAAUCUUGCCAACGCUAACGUGGCUGAUGCCAAGGGCUACACCGUGCUGGCUGCAGCUGCCGUUCAUUGUCAUAUGGACGUCGUCAACCUUCUUCUGGACUUUGGGGCUGACGUCAACAAGCGCACAGACGAGGGUGUCACGCCACUCAACAUGUGCUUCCUCCUCCACUACCCUGCCAAGUCCUUCAAGCCCAACAUUGCCGAGAGGACCUUGCCUGAGCCCCAGGAGCUCCCCAAACCCCAAGGCAUUCCAACUCUCACGUUUUCACUGGACAAAAUGGACGCGGAGCCUGGGGACGAGGGGCCGGCGCCCAUGCAGGACAGCUCUGAGCAGCCGCAGCCGCUGCAGGCCCCAGAUGCCGAGGGCAGCCCUGGUCCAGGCCCCCAGCAGUCUCCAGAGGCCACCGUGCCGAUGGCCUGCGCUCAGGAGCAGGACUGCCCCUUGGUGAAGGGCAGCGCUGGGGACACAGACAAGGCGAGCCCGGACAAGUGCACGCUGUACAGCAACGAGACCCACUUCGAGUCCAAUCUCUGCGUGCACAACUUCUGCAUCGAGGUCUCGCAGGACAUCCUGGAGAUGGGCGCGCAGGCCCACAGCAUGCUGCCCGCGCCCCCGGCCAGGGACAAAGGGACCAUGAGGAAGAUGGCGCUGUCCAUGGUGGAGCACAGGAACAGGUGGCUGACCAUCAAGCUGCUGCUGCACCGAGGUGCGGACCCCAACCUGUGCCGCGUGCCCGUGCAGGUCCUGUUCUUGGCGGUCAAGGCCGGGGACGUGCACGCAGUGAAGCUGCUCCUGGAGAGCGGGGCCAGGACGGACAUCCGGCUCCCCCAGCAGCUGGGGGCCCUGACCCCGCUCCACAUUGCUGCCGCCCUUCCUGGCGAGGAGGGCGUCAAGAUCACCGAGCUCCUGCUGCACUCCAUCACCGACGUGGACGCCCAGGCGGCCGACCAGGACCACGUGUACAAGCCCAGCAAGAUGGACCUGCAGUCCUCAAGCCUGAAGCUGAGCAAUGAGCCCGGGCCGCCCAGCACCUACUACAGCCCACACACGAGCGUCCCGGACGAGGGGGGCAGGACGGCACUGCACGUGGCCUGUGAGCGCCAGGACAAUGACCAGUGUGCCACGGAAGUAGUCCGGCUCCUUCUGUCCCACAGGGCGAAUCCUAACACACUGUGGAGUGGGCACUCCCCACUGUCGCUGUCCAUCGCCAGUGGGAAUGACCUGAUCGUGAAGGAGCUCCUGUCCCGCGGGGUUGACCCCAACCUGCCCCUGAGCAGAGGCCUGGGGAGCGCCCUGUGCGUGGUCUGCGACAUCGCCUAUGAGCAGCUGAGGAGCACCAGCAGCAGGCUGGCCCUGGUAGACGAGCUCAUUCACCAUGGGGCCGACAUCCUGAAGCCGGUGACGCUCACACAGGGGGACAAGGUGGCUGUGGGCACAGCUGUGGACUACGGCUACUUCAAGUUCUUCCAGGACCGGAAGAUCGCACACUGCCCCUACCACGCGCUGAUGCCCGCAGAGCGGGAGACACUGCUGGCCCGGAAGAGGCUGCUGGAGCACAUGGGCACCCAGCUGCGCCUAGCUGUCCUCGCCAAGGAGAGCCAGUGGGACGCCAGGGCGCUGUACCUGAGCAAGAGAGCGGAGCUGGUCUCGAGCCACAGGCUGAGGAAGAGGAACUCCAGCCUGCCCAAGACGCUGAGCAUGGAAGAGCCGGAGAGCAUCCCCUUCUUCAAGUUCUGCUACCACUGCGGCCGCUCCAUCGGGGUCCGCCUCUCGCCCUGCACGCGCUGCUACGGGAUCCUGACGUGCAGCAAACACUGCAAGACCAAGGCCUGGGCCGAGUUCCACAGGAAGGACUGCGGCGGCUUGGUGGCCAUCGCCAGGGAGCAUCACUAUUCCUCCUGGCUCACGCGGAGCUUCCGGAAGCUGCAAAAAGAGCCGAACAAGGGGGCCCCUCAGGACACGGAGAGCACCAGGACGCCACGGGGCCAUCCGAAGCACGUGCACUCUGGCUACGGCGCGCAGUGA